Mesorhabditis belari is the source of this 1716-nucleotide messenger RNA. The record is from the annotation of a GenBank genome assembly. NCBI's taxonomy places the organism in Eukaryota, Metazoa, Nematoda, Chromadorea, Rhabditida, Rhabditidae.
AUGAUCGACCGAUUACCGUUCCGGCUAUGCAUUCAACUAUUUUUGUUGAAUUUAAUCUUUGCCGAGGAUAUCUACACACAACCAUUGUCAGCUUUGGAGACGAAAGACGGAAAACAACCGGAUUCCUUUUAUCCAUAUAAAGUCUCGUUGACGAGAAGCAAACGGCAAUGCUGCAGCAUGUGCAGUAUGGGAAGUGAUUGCGGAUGUGGUGGCUGUCCGAUGAUGGUGCGAGCGAUCGCUCCAUCACCGGAGCCCGUUUGUCCGGCUCGUUGUAUGCCGAUGUGCACGGCGGCUUGUGUAAUGAGUAUUGAGCCAGCACAAACUUGCGUUCAAAAAUGCAUGCCCGAUUGCUCCCCGACGUGUGUGCAAGUGAUCAGCUGCGAGAAACGGUGCAUGCCAGCUUGUCUACCCUCGUGCAUGGCCACUCCCGCUUGUGUUCAGCGUUGCAUGCCCGAUUGCUCGUCCACGUGUAUCACCGCAACGCCAGCGGUGACCUGUGUGCCCGCUUGUAUGCCCACGUGUAACCAAGCCUGUGUGCGAGCGAUCAUCCCCAAUUGUCCCGGCGAGUGUCUUCCAUCUUGUUCAGCUUCAUGUGUGCAAAGAGUGAUGACGAUCUCGGCUCAACCAACUUGCGUUCAAGCUUGUAUGCCGGAUUGUCGAAUGGCUUGCAUUGAGGCAAUGGAGAUCCGAGUCUCUCAGCAAACUUGCAUCCAACCGUGUAUGCCGCAAUGUGCUCCUCAAUGCAUUCAAGCACUACAGGUGACAACUAACCAAUGCCUCCAACCCUGUCAACCCCAAUGUUCUCCAGCGUGCAUUCAAGCGGUUACAUGCAGCACUUGCACAAAUAAUUGCCCAUCUUCGUGCACUCAAUUGACGUGCAUUCCCGAGUGUAUGCCCAGAUGUUUGCCUCAAUGUUUACAACAAAUCAGUGUAGUGAUUCAAUUUCGACAAACCUUCCCGGCUCCAUCGAGUGCAUCGUGUGAUCCGGCGUGUAUGCCGACUUGCACAAAGACGUGCGUUCAAAUGAUAAACCAAUGCCCACAACAGUGCCGCCCAAUGUGCACAUCGGCGUGUGUGAACGCGGUGCCCGUUCGUGCUUGUAUCCAACAAUGCAUGCCAUCGUGUGAUCAGGGCUGUGUCCAGCAGUUUACCCUUCAAUUGGCGCAAGCCUCUCCCACUUGUCCGGCUCAAUGCAUGCCCGAUUGCAAGCCAACCUGUCUCACGGAGGUGACUCUCAAAAUGAGUCAGCCCACCACUUAUCCGACAACCGAGCCUUUUAAAGACUCGGAUGAUUAUGAAUUCGUGGUGAUGAAUAACUCGUGUGCCCCCGCAUGUAUGCCCUCUUGCACGCCGUCGUGCGUCUCCUAUUAUGCGCUAACGAUCCCGGCGAGUACGGCACCGACUUGUCCGCAAAGCUGUAUGCCGCUAUGCUUGCCGAGUUGUGUGCAAAAUCUCGAACCUUUACCAACGAUACGCUGUUCAACUCUUCCAUGCACUUGCCAACCAGGUUACGUCCCAUGUGGAAGCAGUAACUGUUGUCUCAAAUACACCAAUAUGGCGAGUAAGUUCAAGAAGUUGAAGAGCGGGGGUAAAAGCGAGAAAUCGGGUGGUGAGGAGUAUUAUUUAUCGGAUGGAUUGGAUGAUUUGAAUGGGAAUUCGACGGAGAUCACGGAGACUGAGGCAAACACAAUGCCACAGGUGAACCCUUCUCGAUGG